Scylla paramamosain (green mud crab) is the source of this 4685-nucleotide messenger RNA. RefSeq lists its product as uncharacterized. The transcript is spliced from 4 exons. The record is from RefSeq and is a predicted model, not a curated record. Lineage: Eukaryota; Metazoa; Arthropoda; Malacostraca; Decapoda; Portunidae. Bases 952 to 2085 code for a protein of 377 amino acids.
AUUUAUUUAUUUAUCAUUGUUAUAUACGUAUUUUUCUCCUUUUACUGGUGUGUUUAUGAUUGUUCCUGUGUAUCUAGGUAUCCAUUAUAAGCGUCAAAAUAAUUUAGUACUAAAUAAAUAGCAGCAGCUCUAAGAAUAAGAAAUAAAAAAAAAUAAAAAAAAUAGAUAUUCCUAAUAUACUAGGAACAGUAUACGUAGAUUAAUAUAUACAUGCUAAUGAAGUUAGUCGACGUCACAGCUAUUUAAUAGUUUCACUUGUGAUGUUUCAUCUAAAAUCCAGUUUCAAAGUAUUCCAUGGGAAGACAUAAUGAGGAAUGAAGCCGAAAUCUUAUCGUUGUCAGAUUCCAAGCCUUCUUAACCAUUUCCCUUCCCACCUCUUUAGAACAAUUCAACCAGAUGUUUUUUUUUAAGGGAUGGCACUAUCUUAUCCAAACAAUGGUAAAUAUUAAGAAGCGGCACGCAGCCGUAUUUCCUAUUUUUUUCGGCUCCUACCCCCUGCAGUGUUGGGGAGCUAGUGGGAAAUCGGGGUUUUUGGGCGGGGAGAGCUGAAAUAGAGCCAAGUACUGCCUCUUACAACCAAAAAUAAAUAGGAAUCUGCCUACUACUGAUACGGCUCUGUUUCAUAUUUAUCGGUUUAGUUGAGUUAGGUUUAGCUGGGUUAGGUUUAGUUAGGUUUGGAUGCUAACAGCAAGAACAAGAUCAAGAACAUAGCGUGCCAGGUGUAUGAACAAUUAGGAUAGAGGAUGCUGUUCGUUUCUCUUUUUUUUCCCCCUUUCUACAGGAGUUGCCGAUCCAAAGGCCUGACUCAAGAGUGAUCCUGUGCCACCUGUACCAUCAAGAUCAAGAUCAAGAUCCUGCCUAGACUGUGGCGAGCUUCAAAGUUUGUUGGAUGUAGUGGAUGGCUAUGGUAAAGACUUUGGAGUAAGGUUUAGCAGUGAGAAAAGCAAAGUAAUGAUUGUGAAUAGGUCAGAGGAUGAAAGUAAUGUGGUAUGGAGACUUGGAGAGAAUGAGUUGAGACAGGUGCAAGAAUACAAGUACUUAGGGAUGUGGAUGAGUCCUAGUGGGUGCGCAAAGGCAAAGAAUGAAAAGAUAAGUAUGGUAAACCAGUGGGUAGGUCGAUUGGGAAGCGCGGCAGGGAUGAGAGCAAGUAAGUAUGAUGUGUUGAGAGAAGUGUGGAAGAGUGUGGCUGUGCCAUGUAUAAUGUAUGGUAUGGAUGUGAUUGCAUGGAAUGAAAGUGAAAUUGAUAAGUUAGAAGUGGGCCAGAAUAGAGUAGCAAGGAUGGCACUGAGUGCACCGAGGUGCACAGCAGUUGAAGCCUUGAGAGGUGACAUGGGAUGGAGCACCUUUAGAGAAAGACUCACAAAAGCCACACUUAGGUACAAGAUUAGGCUUGAGAGAAUGGAUAAUGCAAGAAUAGUAAGGAAGGUGUACCUGUGGAAUGAAAGUGGAAGCAAAUGGAGGAAGAGAUGCAUGAGAAUGACAGACAGGAAUGGAUUGCAAGUUGUGUGGGCGAUAAGAAUGGCUGGUAGGAAUCAAAAUGAGCGUGAAUGGGUGGUAACAAGAGGAGGCAGAGUGGGAGCCGAAUGGGAUGUGAGAAAAUGGAAGAAUGAGAUAGACAAAGAAAUGAAAUGUGUGGGACUGAAUGAAUGGAAGAAUGAAAUGGAAAGAAAGAAGACCCUGGAAUGGUACAAGGAGAAAGAGGCCCCGAGGUAUGAAAGGUGGUAUGAUGGAAGCUUGGGCGGUGAUCUUCUCUUCCGAGUGAGGGCACAGUGUAUGGAUGUGAAUGCAAGGAGUUACAGGUGGUCUGAGUCCCGCAGCAAAGUGUGCCAGAUGUGUGACAUGGGAGAGGAUGUGACGGUGGAACAUGUGGUGCUGGAGUGUGUGAAGUAUGCCAGAGACAGGAAUGAGAUGAUGCAAGUGAUACUGACUGAGUUAGGGCAUGAUAGGAAUGAAAGAGUGGAGAAGACAGGAAAGGAAUGGAUGGUGUUGUUGCUGGGACUGUGUAGAGAGGCCAAUGAAAGGAUGAUUGAGGCGGUGAAAGAGUUUCUGGAGAGAAUGUGGCGUGCCAGGUGUAUGAACAAUUAGGAUAGAGGAUGCUGUUCGUUUCUCUUUUUUUUUUUCCCCCCUUCUACAGGAGUUGCGAUCCAAAGGCCUGGCUCAGGAGUGAUCCUGUGCCACCUGUAUCAUCAAGAUCAAGAUCAAGAUAGUAGGUAGCUUCCUGUUUAUUAUUGGUGAUAAGAGGCGGUAUUUGGCUCUAUUUUAGCUUUCCGCACCCGAAAACUCCGCUUUCCCACCAGCAGCUCCCCAGCAUUGUAGCGUGUAGGAGUCGAAAAAAAAAAAAAAGGAAAUAGGGCCGUGUGCCUCUUAUUUACCCAAACAACUUUGAAGAAAAAAAAAAAAAAACAUUUCACGACGUCUAAAACUGAACUUCAUUAAUAUAUAGCUCAGAGUAACAACAUCCCUGGAUCGAGAUACAAUUAUAAUUAAAAUGAUAAUACACAAAAAAAAAAAAAAAAAUCUGAAUGUCGAUAUUUCUGUAGCUUACCUUAUCCUUGAUUAAAUGCCUUGACUGUGAGGUACACCAUUGAACAAGAUGAGUGUGUAGGUGUUGUCCUUGUUACGUCACUUCUUCUCUUUCCCUUUUUUUUUCCCUUUGAAUCUCAGCCCAGAUAAUCUAUUAAUUCUGUCGUAUUAAAAUUCUAAUGAACGGUGACAAGAUCUCCUGGCCGCUUUUUUUCCAUCUUGUGAAUAUUAAGUAGUAUUUUCUUUCCUUUAUUUCCCUUUCCGGUAACUCAAAUAUUUUCCUGUCCCUGCUUUUACUUGUUCUUAUGACCUUAAAGAGAAGUGCAUCAAGAAAUUCCUGCAAUUAACGCAACUAUUAACAGUUACAUAUCUGUGAUUCCUAUAUUUUUCUCUCUCCUAUGUUACAGCUACAUUUAAUAAUAUGUUUGGAUGUUUCGUUCUUUUUAAGCAAUUAAUGAAGUAAUAUUUUUUUUUUACAUUUAUCAUCUUGAUGGUUCAGUGAUACAGUGUUCGAUUAAUGUACUUGAUCUCGAGUCAGUGCCUCGAUAUCGCCACUUAGUGUGGCAGUGUUGUGUUGGCUCCCUAGUGGUCUGUCUGUUCUCUAUUACUGUAAGAAUAAGUGAUAAUAACGUACUAUAUCAGUAUUUAGGGGAUCUCUAUGGUGUCUUUAUGAAGCUGGUUUGUGGCAUAUGAAGUGAAGGGAAUCGCAAGACUCACAUGAAGAAAACAGCAGCACCAGCCAGGAGAGCCGCGCCGAACACUCCGCCGACAACUGAUCCCACGAUGACGCCAGUGGAGGCAGACGAGCGACCUGAGUUACAGUACUGGUGCAGUGUGUCAACGAGAUUCUUAGUUAAUCAUCAAAGGUUUGUUAUACUGAAUCCACCGAGUGUUGCAACCAAGAACUGAAACAGAGCAACUCUCGUCUUCUGUUGAAUAACGAGGCUGAGGACAGCGCUUGUUACAGUAACCAUCGUGUUGAUAUUAUUGUCUCCACUGUACAGUCGUCUCCAUACUUGAUAAAGCAGCCUUCUACCCUUAUUAUUUAGCUAAAGCGACAUGUCAUCUCGAGGGAUUUUAGUGUAGGCAGCGGUGGUGGUGGUGAGUUGAACGUGCAUUACUGAAAGAACAGCAGUGCAGACCUUGACAAGAGGAGCAAGUGAAAACAUGAUUAGAAGACGAACCUACGAAAGAAAACAAAACGUGGUCGGUUUAAAGAAGGAUGGUCGGGAGCGUGACAGCGGAGGAUGAAUGCAUCUUAAUCGACCCCGCCCCUCCUGCGGAGGAUGAACGCAACUAAUCGACCUCACUCCCCAAGAUUGUUAUGACGUUUCAUCCUCCUCGUAGCUGUGGAGAGAGCUGACUACCAUACUACUGUGUUUAAAGUACCUCGAAGAGUCUCUGGAGAGACACUCGUAAGUUUUCAAAGGGAGAAAAAAAAUAAAAUAAAUAAAUAAAAAUUUAUUAAAUUAAACAUACUUGGGAGCCUCUCGGACUCUUGCAUCACCGCUGCUCAUUAACUAGCUGGCUACACUACCGAUCAACGAGUCUGACGUAUACAGUUUGUUACAAAGUAAAAUGAUGUAUGGAUCACGAAGCCCUCAUCUCAGCAGCGUCGGUCACCAAGGCGUGCAACAACCACACACUCCAGCGCCACCAGGAACCUGCAGUGAAAAAAAUACAACAGGAUCAACAUCUUUAUCCCCCCAGUACUUUAUUGAAAUAAAUGUAGACAAGACAUUGUUUAAAAUAAAAAUUUAAUAAACUUGCAAUAAUACUCUUCCUGCCCGAAUUUGCUUCAUAUACUGUACUGUACAACAACCACACUGAUGUAAUAACUCCCUCAAGACGCCACAUACCCACAUACCUCAGCCCUGCCAACAGGGUCCCCACUGACUAUCUACAGGCUCAUCCUGAACUCAACUUCCGAACACCGACUUACAAGUUCCGCUGCAGUGCCUUACUCAUCCUAGAGCUGCUUCCAGGUAAACUCCUUUACUCGGAUUGCGUUGGCUGUCGCGCUCGCGCUGCUCUUCUCACUCGCCGCCGGUCGUGCUUCUUUUCCGUUGUCUGGGAAUCUCAAUGUAUGGUCCUGUUCUCAAAAGUUUGCGCGUCUUGUCUCCACCACUCAUUUUUAAGGUUGUUUUCCCGAUUCAUCUGGA